UGCAUUCGGCUGCAGUUCGCCGAGGAGCCAGCGAGGACCACCGCGGGCUCCGCUCCCACGCACUUCGAGCUUCUCCCGCCCCGCACUCCCGCUUUUCCACAGGGGUGAAGAUGAGUGCUGAUGAGAUCCUGGUGUGUGCAGUAAAACUUGGAAAAAACUUCUGCCUCUAUUUUGACGACGAUGAUGAGCUGGAAUGUGAUGCCCUUUGCAAGGAGAAGACCCUGCUCAGAGUCCUUCGGAACGUGAACAGCCAGCUGCUGGUGGUUCGCCCAGACCUCAACCUGGCAGCCUUUGAGGAUGUGACAGACCAGGAGAUGCAAUUGGGCCAAGGGAUGCACUUCACCAUCCACUGCUACAAAACCACCACCCCUGGAGCAGGGCUGCCUGUUGCCUUCAGCGUGCAAAUAGAGGACAAAAGCUAUUACAUGUGCUGUGAGAAGGAAUGUGGGGAAAUGAUUGUUCGAUUCAAGGAAGGACAAGUUCCCAAAGAAAUUCCUGGUGAAAGUAACAUCAUCUUUUUCAAAAAGACAUUCACGUCCUGUUGCUCCGGAGCGUUUAAGUUCGAAUACUCACUGGAAGAAGGAAUGUUCUUGGCCUUCAAGGAAGAAGGCUACUUAAGGAAAUUAAUCCUGAAGAAACUGUCAACAAAAGAUGAAGUGGAUGAAACCACAAAGAUAAGUUUAUCUAAAUUCAGUCAAAAUGAAAGUCACAACCUGUAAUGACAGGCUUUAACAGUUUUAAAAUAUAUUUUGGCUUUUUAUAAAAGAAACUUCAGUCUUUCUUUAUCCAGAACCAAGCCAGUUUUCUGUUUUAACUACCAUAAGCCUUAUAAA
Empidonax traillii (willow flycatcher) is the source of this 833-nucleotide messenger RNA. RefSeq names its product interleukin 18 (gene IL18). Gene Ontology annotation, molecular function: cytokine activity. Lineage: Eukaryota; Metazoa; Chordata; Aves; Passeriformes; Tyrannidae. The coding region runs from base 111 to 719 and encodes 202 amino acids. Gene Ontology annotation, biological process: inflammatory response; immune response. The record is from RefSeq and is a predicted model, not a curated record. The transcript has 6 exons.